GGGGGUAGGGGCGCCUGAGCCGGAAGCGCCUCUCCGGAAGGCAGGGGGCGGUGCCGGCCUAGGGCGGCUGGACGAUGGCGGCGGCGCAGCGGGAGCUCUCCGCUUAGCUCGGAGCUGCGCAGAGCAGGAUGGCCGCGAUGGGGCCGGCCGCAGCAGGAGACCAGGUCCCGGGCGCCGAGGCGGAGCCGGGCGCCUCGCCGCCGCCGCCCCUAGGGCCCCUGCUUCCUCUGCAGCGGGAGCCGCUAUACAACUGGCAGGCGACCAAGGCGUCGCUAAAGGAGCGCUUCGCCUUCCUCUUCAACUCGGAGCUGCUGAGCGACGUGCGCUUCGUACUCGGCAAGGGCCGCGGCGCAGCCGCCGCCGGGGGCCCGCAGCGCAUUCCCGCACACCGAUUCGUGCUGGCGGCCGGCAGUGCAGUCUUCGACGCCAUGUUCAACGGCGGCAUGGCUACCACGUCGGCCGAGAUCGAGCUGCCGGACGUGGAACCUGCUGCCUUCCUGGCGUUGCUUAGAUUCCUAUAUUCAGAUGAAGUUCUUGGCCCAGAAACAGUUAUGACCACUCUUUAUACUGCUAAGAAAUAUGCAGUCCCAGCCUUGGAAGCACAUUGUGUGGAAUUUCUCACCAAGCAUCUUAGAGCAGAUAAUGCCUUUAUGUUACUUACUCAGGCUCGAUUAUUUGAUGAACCUCAGCUUGCUAGUCUUUGUCUGGACACUAUAGACAAAAGUACAGUGGAUGCAAUAAGUGCAGAAGGGUUUACUGAUAUUGAUAUAGGUAAACACCUCUGUGCGGUUCUGGAAAGAGACACACUUAGUAUUCGAGAAAGUCGACUUUUUGGAGCUGUUGUACGAUGGGCAGAAGCCGAAUGUCAGAGACAACAAUUGCCUGUUACUUUUACAAACAAACAGAAAGUUCUAGGAAAAGCACUUUCCUUAAUCCGUUUCCCACUGAUGACAAUUGAGGAGUUUGCGGCAGGUCCUGCUCAAUCUGGGAUUUUGUCAGAUCGUGAAGUGGUAAACCUCUUUCUUCAUUUUACUGUUAAUCCUAAACCCCGAGUGGAAUACAUUGAUCGACCACGGUGCUGCCUUAGAGGAAAGGAAUGCUGCAUCAAUAGAUUUCAGCAAGUAGAGAGCCGUUGGGGUUAUAGCGGAACAAGUGAUCGAAUCAGGUUCACAGUCAAUAGAAGAAUCUCUAUAGUUGGAUUUGGCUUAUAUGGAUCUAUUCAUGGUCCCACGGAUUAUCAAGUGAAUAUACAGAUCAUCGAAUAUGAAAAGAAACAAACCCUUGGACAGAAUGAUACUGGAUUUAGUUGUGAUGGGACUGCUAACACAUUCAGGGUCAUGUUCAAAGAACCUAUAGAGAUCCUACCCAACAUAUGCUACACAGCAUGUGCAACACUCAAAGGUCCAGAUUCCCAUUAUGGCACAAAAGGAUUGAAGAAAGUAGUACAUGAGACACCUGCUGCAAGCAAGACUGUUUUUUUCUUUUUCAGUUCCCCUGGCAAUAAUAAUGGCACUUCAAUAGAAGAUGGACAGAUACCAGAAAUAAUAUUUUAUACAUAAUGUAGCAGUAUAAUACAUCUUGACUAAAUAGUACCAUGCAAUCUAGUCUCAAAAGUAGAAACAACUGACCACAAAAAAAUUAGUUUGAGUGUCAUGAUUAUUUAUAAUUGUAAGAUAAGAAACAUUUUAGUUUCCUAGGGAAAAUAGAAAAAAUGUUGAUCUAAAUCUCUGCAUGACUUAAAAGGCAGAUUUUCAAUUUUCUUAUCACCUUAGGAGAAAAGAUAACUGGGUUUAAUUGUGUUAAAAAAAAAAAAAAAAAGCUCAGCUAUUUCAGCUUCAUGUUGUAUAAUUUCAUAGAUCUGCUAAACUUACGGUCUUUCAAUAGUUUUGAAUUGAAAGAUUCUUGUUAUAUAUAAUAGGUUUGGUUUUUUCUGUUUUAACUAUUUUGAAGGUUAAAUGAGAUGAGGUGGGUCAGUAUUCCUACAGAAUUCCUUUUAAUUCAAGUAACUAGUUUCAGAAAAUUAAGAAAACUGACCUUAUAUUUGGGGUUUUGAAAUGUCUCGUUGUUAGCAUUUGGAACAAGCUUUAAAAAAAAAAAAAAUCUAAUAAAUGCCCAGGAAAUUUUUCAAUGUAUUUACAGAAAAGGAUAUUUUGUAAUAGUAUAGUAAUGCAUUA
This is a messenger RNA of Sciurus carolinensis (gray squirrel), 2174 nucleotides long. It is a transcript of the gene Btbd1, whose product is annotated as BTB domain containing 1. Gene Ontology annotation, molecular function: protein binding. Gene Ontology annotation, biological process: neurogenesis. The record is from RefSeq and is a predicted model, not a curated record. Lineage: Eukaryota; Metazoa; Chordata; Mammalia; Rodentia; Sciuridae. Gene Ontology annotation, cellular component: P-body; cytosol.